CUGGGGGUUCUAUUGUUUUAUUAUUAUCUUUGGCUGGUCUAUGACGAUACGUAGUAGCAAUCAACUUGAACCCGUAGAAGCAAACUCGGACAGAUAUCUAGCUUGUUCACCAGUCGCCCUUACGUUAGCAUACCUACCUAGGUAACUACGUUCUUCACCUGAGGUUAGACAAGAUAUCUGCAUAUUCCUAACCCAAGCCCACGAGUAUUUUGUGAUCCCAACAGACGACAGCCAAAGAGACAGACAUCCUACCUCCGUAUAAGCCUCUCGGUAUCUCCAGGUCGAACUAGACCGCAGCUAAGCCUAGUCGUGUUCAACCCCUGUCUCCCUAUAGUCCAACUUUAGCUUAGGCGAACCGAACCAUCAUCAGCACAGCACAUCCCACUUCGCUUCACUUUUUCCAUUCCCUGUUCUGUUUUCAUUCUCCAAUUCCUUUCUCCAACUUAUCUCAAUUCACGUCACUCAAGUUACCUUGCUCGCUUGGAGAUACGCACGCACAUAAACCAGUUCGCCGUACACGAAACAACUUGCCCACGACGAGCAUCUAAGAACACAGAGGGUACAGAGAGUACUAAAAGGGUCGAAACUCGAGUCUGAGGGGCUCUGUUCCCAGAAACAAAAAAAGUACGAACGAACGUACGUAUACGUACAAAGUGCGAUGCCAUCUCACGACCCGAACAAUGCACCGCCAGCACCCCAUGCUUCUGUCCCCGCCUCGCGUGUCUUGCCCUCCGAUAUCGAGCGGGUCGAUGCAUUUGCGCGGAAAUUGUAUAAGCGGGCGCGAGCCGCCGGUCCUGAUCUAGAUGAGAUCUCGACGGCGGUGCGCAGCUUGCACACGGUGCUCAAGCACUUGAAAUUCGAGACUGAGGAUCCCGAGUCGCUACUCUGCGCAGACGGAAGCGGAGUCUAUGCGCGGCAGCUGACGCCCAUCCUUGAGGACUCCGAAUUUGCGCUCAAACAGCUAGAUACCAUUUUGGAGAAGAAAUACGGAGGCGGCGAUGGUGGGAUGCAGAUGGACGGGGAGAAAGGGUGGACGAUAUUGGAGAGCCGCGAGAAGGAUAUGAUCGGCAUGAUACGGUCGAAGCUUGCAAAUCAAAAGCUGAACAUCGAUAUGUUCCUCGAUACGAUUCAGCUGCAUAACCCAUCUAAGUCUCGCCGCAUGGUCGAUACGAAUAGCGCGGAUCUCGACUCGAUCAAAGAUAAGGUGGAUGUUAUCGCGACGCGCAUAUGCCAGCGGAAGAAUUCCAAUUUGGCGGACGAAAACGAAGAGGAGCUCUGGGAACGUUUUAGAGAUGGGCUCGAAAGUGCAGGAUUCUCCAGAGAGGUGUUGCGUAAGAAUCAGGACGUCAUAAGAGCAUACAUCCGCCAGUUAGACGAGCAGCUCAGCGCCAACGGCGGCAGCACGCCUUCGGUGCGGGGGCUUCUGGAGCAUUACCGGCCUCAGGCUCAUGACGGGCUUCAGAUCGCUCCGUACCCAACGUGCCCAACCUAUCCCACGUCGGAUGAAUUUAGUCCGGAAGAGCUGCAGUCCGGAAUCGACGAAGAGAAACUAUUUCCAUCCAUGAGAAUGAAACGUUUGGAAGGGGAAGACGACGAUAACCAGCGAAUACAGCCUCCCAGAAUGUCGAACCAUCCAACCUACCUCUCUUACGACCGUCAUUCCUCGAGUGGUGAUGAUGAGGACUCGAUGGCGCUUAUGUCCACCCGGGAGCUCAUGGCGCUCGAUAAACGGGCUGCCGAGCUGGCCCUUACGAAGCCACCCGGGAACAUGCACCUGCAGCCACCGAGACAGUCCGGGGAACUAGUCGGUCCAAACUACCAUAUGUCAACCUCCCCUACCCAGCAUCAGCUACCUCCGUCCGCCUCACGUCCUGCCCUCCCAUCUUCAACAAUAGCUCAUAACGGUGUCGUCAUCGAUCAAUCCGUGGUGCCCUCGCGCCAUGUCCCACCGCCCGGCAGCAGUCCGGAGCAGCAACAAGCAGUCGCGGCACUCCAGCAGAGGAGUGCGCAUCUAGCCCCCGACAGCCAAGGCCGGGAGAUUCCCUUAGAAGCGAAAUGGACUCGGAUUUCGCGACGGCUCGUGUCACCAGAGGUCCUCGCCGGCGCCGGGGUCCGGUACGAAGCACGGCCGGACUUCGUCGCCGUGCUCGGUGAACUAAGCAGGGACCAAGUAGCCGACUUCGCACGGCGGACCACGGAGGCUAGGAAUUCGAGACGCCGGCGCUCUAGCGCUGCUGCUAUUCCCGUUGCUACCGUUGCGGCCGGAAGUGGAGGUGGUGGGAGACGGGCCGAGAAUAAGUACCACCCGGACAAAUACCGGAACUGGGACGUGAUCGAGGAAGAGCGGCGGCGACCAGGGCGGAAAGGGGCAGAUAGAGAUGGCUCGGAUGACGACGAUGAUGAUAGCGCGACUUACGUGGUGAAUAGCCGAGGUCGGCACCGGAAGGGAAGCACGGCGAGCUCAGCAAGCGCGCUCUACGACUCAAGUGACGAUGAGGGUACCUCCGAUAGCGAGGUAGACUACGGCGACAGAGACCGAGAUCAUUACGACUCUUCCUCAUACUCACAAUCUUACCCGCGUUCUAGCUCUUAUUUAGAAAACUACCAUGGCUCCCAGCAGAGCCUCCGGCGGAGCUCUACGGCGCCCUCGACAUCGUUCAAUGACGACGGUAGGGUGCAUUCUCACGCCAGAGGUAGUAUAGAUAGCAACGCCACGACAAGACGAGGGAGCGGCGAUACGAACGACAAGGGCACCAAGACAUACCCAUUUAUCGUGCCACCUCCAUCCACCAACGGAAAGGACAAGACAAAAGACAAGGACAGCGGUGCGGGCACCAGCCCGGCCGCCACCGUAAAGCCGAAAUCCAUCCUAAAGAACAAGAACGACGACCCUCACGUGCGCAUCGAUCCCAAUCCGCAGUUCAUAGACGAGAGCUCCCGCUCGCUUUCACGAAGCCUACCUUACCGACGAAGCGAGCGAGAACGGCGGGAAAGAGACAAAGAUCGGGAUCGAGAGCGGUCUAGGGAUAGGUCUAGAGAGAGGACUAGGGAAAAGGACAGAGAUAGAGAUAGGGACCGUAACUACGACCACGACCACGAUCGCGAGAAGAAAUAUCGAUCAGACCGGUACCAAGACCGCGACCAAUCAAAAGAGCGGCACUCCGAGCGCCAUCGAGACAAAGAAUACUAUUCUUCGCACCGCGACCGCGACCGCGACGACGGCAAGGAAGAAUACGCCGAUCGCCAUCGUCAUCGCAGCUCCAGCCACCGAUACCACGGCGGCGGCUCGUCAAGCACCGCGUCGAGGAGAAACCGGGAUCGCGACUACCACGACGAUCACUACACCACGAAUAGUGGUAGGUCGUCUAAGGAGGACCGCACGUCGAAGAAGAAGGCCCGGGAUGAGACGAUCCGGGCCGUGGGUCUCGGAGGAGCGGCCGCUGCUAUGCUGAGCAUGCUAAGCGAGGCGGCGCUGUAGGAUAACGCCCUUCACUUGGCAAGUUUGGUAUGUUAGUUCAGUAGCUGGUGGGGUGGAUAAUGGGAGGGAAAGAAGUAGAACAGAAUUUUUGAAGUCAGUGAAUUGGAUCCAAUGAAGACCAGAACUUUAGUUGAGCCUCGCUCAGGCGAACUUGAGCGACAAAACUAAGGAGGAGGAGGAGGAAGAAGAUGAAGAGUAAGAAGCAGAGGGAAAUGAUAAAAAGGAAGGCAAGAAAGAGAAAGAAGAAACAACGAUGGGAUGGGCGAUUUGUUAUGAAAAUGCAACACUAGUUAAACACCAGAUUUGCUUGUGUUACUGUAGGACUAUCCAGCUAGGUAGCCGGCCAGUUCGCUAGUUGAGCUCUGGGGGUAUCACAUGUCCUCCUUUCGAUUUGGACGGAACCGGGAUCAUCUUCUCUCGGGCUGUCCUCUAGGUAGCCUUCCGAUUUAAUGGUAGAUUAUUGUAGUCUAUGAGUGAUGCUGGGAAUCAGGAAAGCAAAGAGAUUACUUGUAGGAUACAAUCGAUACCCGAUAGUCAAGCAAUA
Messenger RNA from Annulohypoxylon truncatum, 4022 nucleotides. RefSeq lists its product as uncharacterized. Lineage: Eukaryota; Fungi; Ascomycota; Sordariomycetes; Xylariales; Hypoxylaceae. The coding region runs from base 659 to 3478 and encodes 939 amino acids. The record is from RefSeq and is a predicted model, not a curated record. The transcript is spliced from 2 exons.